CACGUGCAGAGAUGUGGAGCGGCUCGCGGAGACGGGCGUGGGAUUUAUUCGUGCCUCUUUCGUUCUCCGUGACAGUCACACCGCGAGGAAGAGGAUGCUGAAGACUUCAGGCAUGAGGAGCAGGAGCCUCGCGGGUCGUCGCUGCACCUGGCUGUGGGUCCCACUUGCCGUGAGCCUCCAGAGGCGCCGGUCGCUCCGUUGGCUGCCCCUCCCUGCGGGUCGGAGGAGACGCGGCGCCCAGAAACGCGCCGCACACGGAGGCCCCGGGGUCCCUGGCAGGAGGAGGCGAAGGGAGGAGUUGAUCCUACGUUCCCAGGUCCGAUCUAGCAUCCCGGCUUCAACCGCAACAAGCACCGUAGAGUCCCUGGGAGACAGCCUUCUCCCUGGUGCUGCACCCGCCCUCAAAGGUCGAGGGCAAAAGGCGAUGGCGGCGAAGGGCAGAGCUAACACACCGUGCCAGGAGAAGUGGCUUAGGCAGGCACCCAAACACCGGCGGAGGGCUCGAUGCCUGCUGAUGAGGCCAAGGAGGUGGAGAGUCAGCGUCUCUCCCUGGGGCACGACAGGGGGGACUCUUCUGCGCUGGCACAGGGAGCGCAGGAAGGCAGGAAGCCGGACCCAGAGGGCGGAGCCAUACCGCUCCCUGUCUGCUCCCGCCUCAGCGAGCAGCUGUGUGGCCAAAAAGCCAGAGGUCCGGUGCACUCCGAACAGCGAGCCUUGGUUGGCAUGUGGACACAACAGCGUGGCUUCAGAAGAGGAGCCCACAGUGUGCAGAGCUUUCCUGGUCCACAUGUCCCAACCAGGGCAGCAGGGCGGCAGUUUGCCUCUCCUCAGCGGCAGAACUCUGGCACCCAAACCCUGCAGCUCCGCUGGGCUGAACCAUCCCUAUGUGGACCAAACGGUGAGACGAGGACGAGACACAGAGGGGAGGGGAGAGAAUGGCCUUACGGUGGAGAAGGUGCUGGAUCCCAUCGAAGGAAGUGCUCCCCAGGCACAGGGUACGAAGGACUUUGAAGGAAAUGGCCACACCUCCCUAUGCCUCACCCCCCCACUGGAGGACUGCGAGGCCACUGGUGGUGAAAGAUCUGAAGUGAUACAGGAGGUGGCUCCCAAAAACCAUCAAGUUGGCAAGAAGGAGUUAAUGGAGCUCAUUCAUGAAUUUCUGGAAGACUUCUACAAAACAUAUGGAAGCUUUAUCCCCUUGAGCAGAGGUGAUGUUCUGGACCAUCUGAGGCAGAAGUUGAAGAGUGACCUCAGCGCCUGGAUGGUGUUCAUCAGCAAGGAGGUGGACAGGUACCAGGUGGUCAUCACCGCCGCACACCUCCCAUGUUUCACAGUGACCCACAACAGACACAUGCUGACCCUGGAUGAUCUGACCACGCUGGACAGCCAGAACUGGGUCAAUGACCAGGUGAUAAACAUGUAUGGAGAGUUAAUAAUGGAGGCUGUUAACCACAAAGCCCAUUUUUUCAACACCUUUUUCUACAAUCAGCUUGCAACCAGAGGGUAUGAAGGAGUGAAGCGAUGGACCAAAAAUGUGGACCUCUUCUCCAAGACAUUGCUGCUGAUCCCCAUCCACUUGGAGAGCCACUGGAGUCUGGUCAGUGUGGACCUGGUCAGCUACAGCAUUCAUUUCUAUGACUCCCAGGGCCUCGUGUUUCAGCAAGCCAUGGAGAGCAUCUUACACUACAUAACGACCGAAGCAAAGGAGAAGCAGCAUGCAGCAUUCCAAAGGGGCUGGGUGCUGAUGACAAACAGGUGGAUGCCUCAACAGAAAAAUGAUGGUGACUGUGGUGUUUUCCUUCUAGAGUACUGUAAAUGCUUGGCUUUGAGAAGGCCAUUGAGGUUCUCUCAGCAGCACAUGCCCAAAAUCCGGAAGAGGAUCUAUAAGGAGCUCUGUGAGUGCAAGCUCACCCAAUGAUGCUGACCUUUGACCU
This is a messenger RNA of Scleropages formosus (Asian bonytongue), 1934 nucleotides long. Its product is annotated as sentrin-specific protease 3-like. The coding region runs from base 95 to 1918 and encodes 607 amino acids. Gene Ontology annotation, molecular function: deSUMOylase activity. Gene Ontology annotation, biological process: proteolysis; protein desumoylation. The transcript is spliced from 10 exons. The record is from RefSeq and is a predicted model, not a curated record. Lineage: Eukaryota; Metazoa; Chordata; Actinopteri; Osteoglossiformes; Osteoglossidae. Gene Ontology annotation, cellular component: nucleus.